Molecule: messenger RNA, 2050 nt
Organism: Aethalodelphis obliquidens (Pacific white-sided dolphin)
Lineage: Eukaryota; Metazoa; Chordata; Mammalia; Artiodactyla; Delphinidae
Gene: TMEM175
Product: transmembrane protein 175
Exons: 11
Coding region: 386-1900 (504 amino acids)
Molecular function (GO): proton channel activity; potassium channel activity
Source: RefSeq, a predicted model, not a curated record
GUGCGCGUGCGCGGUGCCGCAGGCCUCGGAACGGAUUUCGGUUGUCGCGCUAACAGAGGGCUGGCGGCGGCGGCAGUGCCUGUCCCUGGGUGGUCUGGACCCCGGCGCGGCGCUCAGCCGUCCCCACGUGGCCGUUUCCGCGGAGGCUGGUGCUCGGGGGCUCCCGGGGCUGGACCGCACGGCGGGAGGAGCGGGUCGUGUGCUCGGAGCGCCGGGGGGCCCGCAGUGUCCGUCUUUUUAACGAGUUGGUUGUUACUGAAAGACUGAAGAGGUUAAUUGUAGAAACCGAGUUUUGUAGCUUCUGUAGAAAAGUCAGAUCUGUCAGCAUUGGACCCAGAAGACCGCGUGUCACCCAUCACCUAGAGCUGCUCCCUCAGGCACCACGAUGUCUGGGCCCCAGACCCCAGAGCCGGCCCUAGGUGGGCGGGGAGCCUCCUCCACGGGCUCACAGGACGAGGACACGGCUGACGGGAUCCAGAGCUCGCAUCGCAUGCUCAGCUUCAGCGACGCGCUUCUGUCCAUCAUUGCCACCGUAAUGAUCCUGCCUGUGACCCACACGGAGAUCUCCCCGGAACAGGAGUUUGACAAGAGUGUCCAGAAACUUCUAGCGACGAGGAUCGCUGUGUACCUGAUGACCUUCCUCAUCGUGACCGUGGCCUGGGCGGCACACACGAGAUUGUUCCAGGUUGUUGGGAAGAUAGACGAUACGCUUGCCCUGCUUAACCUGGCCUGCAUGAUGAGCAUCACCUUCCUGCCGUUCACGUUUUCCUUGAUGGUGGCCUUCCCCGAGGUGCCUUUGGGCAUCCUCCUGUUUUGUGUGUGUGUGAUGGCCGUCGGGGCCGUGCAGGCGCUGAUCGUGGUCUACGCCUUCCACUGCCCCCACCUGCUGAGCCCCCAGAUCGAGCGCUCGGCCCACCGGGCCCUUUACCGGCAGCACAUCCUGGGCAUCGUUCUCCGGGGCCCGGCGCUGUGCUUGGCUGCGGCCGGCUUCUCCCUCUUCUUCUACCCAGUGUCGUACCUGCUGAUGGCGACAGUCAUCUUCCUGCCCUACGUCAGCAAGGUCGCCGGCUGGUGCAGAGCCAGGCUUGUGGGCCCCAGGGAGCCCCCGGCUCACAGCCUGGAGAUCUUCACCUUUGACCUGCACGAGCCGCUCAGCAAGGAAAGGGUGGAGGCCUUCAGCGACGGGGUCUACGCCAUUGUGGCCACGCUGCUCAUCCUGGACAUCUGUGAGGACAACGUCCCGGACUCCAAGGACGUGAAGGCGAAGUUCCACGGCAGCCUAGUGGCGGCACUGGGCGCGUCUGGGCCGCACUUCCUGGCCUACUUCGGCUCCUUCGCCACGGUGGGCCUGCUCUGGUUCGCCCACCACUCGCUCUUCCUGCACAUCCGCAAGGCCACGCAGCCCAUGGGCCUGCUCAACACGCUCUCGCUGGCCUUCGUGGGCGGGCUGCCCCUGGCCUAUCAGCAGACGUCGGCCUUCGCGAGGCGACCCCACGACGAGCUGGAGAGCGUACGAGUCAGCUGCGCCAUCAUCUUCUUCGCCAGCAUCUUCCAGUUCGCCAUCUGGACCACGGCGCUGCUGCAGGGGGGGGAGACGCUGCAGCCCUCGGUGCGGUUCGGGGGCCGGGAGCACGCGUUCAUGUUCGCCAAGCUCGUGCUCUACCCCUGUGCCAGCCUGCUGGCCUUCGCCUGCACCUGCGUGCUCAGCAGCUUCAGCACGGCCAUCUUCCACGCCAUGCAGAUCGCCGUGCCCUUCACCUUCCUCCUGCUGCGGCUUCUGGUGCGCUUGGCACUGGCCGGCCUGCGGGGCCUGCGGGGUCUGGCCCGGCCCACACACACCCGGCCGGUGCCUGGGGCCACGGACGAUGCGCAGUCCCCGCUCCUCCCUGCUCCCUGCUAGUGUGGCCCCGGUCCCCUGCCUGAGGUCCAAGUGUCCGGCUGGUGGCCCGGCCUCGGGUUUGGUUUUCCUUGUGAAGUUUCAUGCUCUACCUCAGCCCCUCAGAUUGUCUUCCACUGUUGCAGACAAGAGUCUCGCAGGAGUGUCACUGUG